Messenger RNA from Papaver somniferum (opium poppy), 1113 nucleotides. Its product is annotated as protein YIF1B-like. Gene Ontology annotation, cellular component: Golgi membrane; endoplasmic reticulum-Golgi intermediate compartment; endoplasmic reticulum membrane. Lineage: Eukaryota; Viridiplantae; Streptophyta; Magnoliopsida; Ranunculales; Papaveraceae. The record is from RefSeq and is a predicted model, not a curated record. The transcript is spliced from 5 exons. Gene Ontology annotation, biological process: endoplasmic reticulum to Golgi vesicle-mediated transport. The coding region runs from base 144 to 944 and encodes 266 amino acids.
AUAAAGCUCUCUUUCUCUCUGCUUUCUAGUUUGCAUCAAACAGUCGAAGCAAUUUCUUCUCUGAAUCUAUUCUUCUCGAAUUCGUCUAACAGGAAUUCUUUUUUAAGUUCUUACAGACUUCCGAUACUUCAACGCAAUAAGAAAUGUAUGAAAAUUCUGGAGGACAAUCUGGAGGGGCUCCAAGAUCAUUUAACAUACCUGACCCAUUUGAAGGAACUCAAUUUUCUGGAGCUCAACUCAUGAGAGCUGGAUUAGGUGCAUACGGAGAACAACUCUUGGGCACGAGUUCUGAGUAUGUACAAAGCAAUAUAAGCGGCAUAAGUCGGUACUUCUCUGAAUCACAAUACUACUUCCAAGUAAAUGACCGAUAUGUGAGAAACAAGUUGAAGAUUAUUCUAUUCCCAUUCUUUCACCGGGGUUACUGGACAAGGAUAACAGAACCAGUUGGUGGAAGACUCUCAUACAAACCUCCAAUUCACGAUAUAAACGCUCCUGAUUUAUACAUUCCGUUAAUGGCUUAUUUCACCUAUGUGCUUCUGGCUGGUUUCUCAUUGGGGCUUGCUGGAAAGUUCAGCCCGGAAGCUUUAAGUUCACAAUUCACAAAGGGACUGCUUGGUUGGUUCCUACAGAUUCUUCUUCUUAAGGGAUCAUUAUAUUCGAUAGGAAGCAUAGAGGCGCCACUGUUAGACAUUGUGGCAUACUCCGGGUAUCCUUUUGUAGGUAUGUGUUUGGCAGUUCUUGGUAGAAUCAUAUGGAGAUAUUCAUACUACUAUAUGAUGCUGUGGGCGUGCUUAUGCAUGGCUGUUUUUUCGGUCAAGACCAUGAAGAGAGUCCUUUUUGCAGAAGCGAGGAGUUAUGAUACAAGCAAAAAUCUAUAUCUCAUACUUUUUAUAGCACUUGCCCAGUUUCCAUAUUUCAUCUGGCUAGGCAACAUUGGGGUUUGAAUUUGUGGCUGAACAUUAAACAAUCAAGAUAACAUAAUUUUUUGCUUGUGAACAAUCCUGUCAUUGUUCAUAAUUUUGGUCUUUCUAUUGUGGUAAUAUCUUAACCACCCCAUCUCGUUCUCUGCAAAUUCUAAUGAACCGCCUAGUCUGUUAAAUGUAUAGUUUCUUG